AUGCUGUCUAUCAGUUUAGGAUGGUUAUGUCUUUCAGUAUGUUUGUCAGCAAGCGGUGCAUUCGGAACACCAUCAAAAAUAUCACUGCCCAUCACCAAUUCGAUUCAACUUGUUGGUAUCGAUGUUGGCGUAGGUGAUCCACCCAAUGUGCAUCGUUUGGCGAUUGGGCUUGGUUCAUCAAACACUUUUUUUGGUGCUAAAACACCUUAUAUUCCUACCCGAUCGACGGUGGAUCUGAACCAACCAUUUCACAUCGAUUAUAUGUAUGGAAAUGCGACUGGAAGAUGGGUUAACGACACCGUCAGCUUUGGUUCGGGAAGCAAUCAAAUUCAGUUGCCCAAUAUAACCAUUGGAAAUGUUUCCUCAUUCAUCGGCUUCGCCGAUUUUGACGGAAUGCUUGCAUUGAAUCGAGUAGGAGAGUCAGCAGCACACCCAGAUAUAGAGACCUUGUGGACACCAAUGUCAUAUAUGUGGCAUCGGAACUUACUCAAAGAGAAUGUCUUCUCGCUCUCCUUCAAACCUACUCGCACCAUGGAGCCCGAACAAAAUGGGAUGAUUACCUUUGGUGGCAUCGAACCCUCUUUAUUUGUUGGGCAGUUGGUCUGGUACACUUGUAAAUCAUACGCUGCCUGGGAUUGGACUGCGAGCAUCAGUUAUGGCGGUAAAACACUGUAUUCAACCCCACUCAUGGGCAGUUUUGACUCCUUUAAUAGUAUUAUUUUUUCAGCAUAUACACUCGGACCAGCUUUGGCCGAUGACUUAUUUGCGGAAUACUUGGCUGCGAUUCCGGGUGCCGUUUGGGAUAACGAUGACUUUUGGAAAAACAAUCCUAAUGGGUCUGUCAAUAGACAUAUGCUCAAGGUUCCAAAGACUUCACUCGGUCAGAUGAAGGAUUUGUGCUUCACUGCAGCAGAUAAACGACCUUGGUGCUUGACUCCCGAAGCUCAGAUGAUUCCCGAAAACUUGCUUCCUGAUCCUACCUAUCGCUAUUCAUACGUCUCCCCACUUGGUACAACCGUCAAGGACGGUUCGACCUUUAUCAUGGGCUUGAAAGGUCUUGAGCGCUUCUAUUCAGUUUACGAUAUAGAGAAUUACCGAAUUGGUCUCGCUGAAACUUCUUGGACAAAGACAAAAUUUUGA
Melampsora larici-populina 98AG31 is the source of this 1140-nucleotide messenger RNA. RefSeq names its product aspartic peptidase A1. The coding region runs from base 1 to 1140 and encodes 379 amino acids. The transcript is spliced from 7 exons. The record is from RefSeq and is a predicted model, not a curated record. Gene Ontology annotation, biological process: proteolysis. Gene Ontology annotation, molecular function: aspartic-type endopeptidase activity. NCBI's taxonomy places the organism in Eukaryota, Fungi, Basidiomycota, Pucciniomycetes, Pucciniales, Melampsoraceae.